Messenger RNA from Sipha flava (yellow sugarcane aphid), 948 nucleotides. RefSeq names its product WD repeat-containing protein 82-like. Gene Ontology annotation, molecular function: chromatin binding; protein binding. The record is from RefSeq and is a predicted model, not a curated record. The transcript has 3 exons. The coding region runs from base 4 to 948 and encodes 314 amino acids. Gene Ontology annotation, cellular component: Set1C/COMPASS complex. NCBI's taxonomy places the organism in Eukaryota, Metazoa, Arthropoda, Insecta, Hemiptera, Aphididae.
GAAAUGGACCUGACCGACAGGGUGAUGCGUUGCUUCAAGCCGUCCAAAGUGUUCGACAACAGCCGAGAACUGGUCAACAGUUUGGACUUCGCGGCGGCCGGUGACUUUGUUGUGACGGGCGGUAGCGAUGAUCAGAUCGUGUUGUACAACAGUAUGUACGGCGAGCAGAAGAAGAUUUCCUUGACCAAGAUGUAUGGUGUCGGUCAAAUAAUAUUCGGACACACUAGCACGACGGUUCUUCACUCAUCGACUAAAAUCAACGACACCAUCAGAUAUUUAUCUUUGCACCAAAAUAAGUAUAUUCGAUAUUUCAUAGGCCACACAAACAAAGUUACUUCAUUAAUUAAAUCACCAGUUGAAGAUAUAUUUGUGAGUGCAUCAUUGGACAAUAGUCUCAUGUUAUGGGAUUUAAGGUCCCCAAAUUGUGAAGCCCAUAUUAGUGUAGCUGGAAGACCUGUGGCAGAUUUUGAUCCAAAUGGUUUAGUGUUGGCAGUCGGCAUAAAUUCUAAAACAAUUAAAAUGUUUGACAUCAGAAAUUUAAAAAAUGGAUCAUUCAUUACUGCAAAUUAUAAUGAGUAUAAGCAAUAUGAUUGGACGGAUCUCAAAUUUAGUCCAAAUGGCAAGUUCAUAAUUAUACCUUCUGAUGGGCCCUUAAUAAAAUUGAUAGAUGCCUUCAAUGGUGAACCUAUUAAUUCAUUCGUUGGCCACCAGAAUAAAAAUAGUAUUCCUGUUGAAGCUUCAUUCAGCCCGGACUCAAAGUACGUUAUCAGUGGGUCAAAUGAUAGCCGUAUUCAUGGAUGGAAUAUAAAAUCAGGAUCUAAAGUUUGCAUACUAGAAAGUUAUUAUAAUGGUCCAAUUAACUGCGUUAAAUUCAAUCCCAAAUACAUGAUGAUAGCCUCAACAAGUACAAAUAUGGAAUUUUGGUUACCCAAGUAUAAUUUUAUAUAG